GAUCUCGAGCCGCCAGCAUCCAGCGGCUCCCUGCAACCUGCUUAAUAUCCUCGGUCCACCUAGUACCCACAAAUUAAUCUAUACUUAUCUGGGGUCAAUUCUGUACAUGAAAUGUAUUUCCAAUAUCAGGGGGUAAUCGAUACUGACGCAAAAUAAUGCAAUCGGUGCAAUCGAUUUUGAUGAAUUUUUAUAUGAUAUAUAUGUGAAAAUAGGUUAUUAUCUAUUAUUCAUACCCCGAUUUUUUUUAUAUGUGGCAUUUAAAAUAACCUACGUAUCUUAGACCAUUAAAUAACUAAGUUUUCUAAUUCCUCUAUGCUACCUAUACAUUUAAACCUCAUUUUCUGGAUCAGCUAGUUAUCAGAGGAAUUAUAAUUCUACAUUUGAUUUAAUUUUUUUUAUAAAGGAAUCACAGCAUUUAAUGACAACAGUGUCAAAAAGACGUCAAAACAAAAUACAAUUUGUAACAAAUAAAAGUUGAUUUAACAAUAUUUACCGAGCAUGGCAAACGAGGCGGAGGAGACGAUACGCAAACUGGCUACUCAUAAAGGAGUAGUGGGAGUGAUAGUUGUGAAUGGGGAAGGAAUACCAAUAAAAACCACCCUCGACAAUCACGUAUCAGUGCAAUACGCUGGUCUCAUGAGCGCUUUGGUGGACAAAGCCAAAUCUGUUGUAAGAGACUUGGACCCUACCAACGAUUUAACCUUUUUACGUAUUAGAAGCAAGAAAAGCGAAGUAAUGGUCGCUCCAGACAAGGAUUUCAUAUUGAUCGUCGUCCAAAAUCCGGUUGAUUGACGAAGAUUUGUGGCUAUGUUGCCUUGACUAUAUUGUAGUUUUAAUUAUUACCCGACUUUCAAAAAGUAGGCUGUAUUUUAGGUUCGACUGUAUUGUAGUUUAUCUCUAAAACCACCCAGUCAAAGUAAUUUUCUUAAUAUGUUUGGUUUAGGUGUUUAUCUUGAAAAUAGGAUAAUGGCGCCGGAGUGGGGAGUUUUUACAUUUUAGAUGUAUUUGACUAUAACAAUAAGACUUUAUUUACUACAGGGUGUCCCGUAAUUAAUGGAUAAAAUGCAAAUGGUAGAUACACCACCUAAUUAUCUAAAACUAAUUUGAAUAGUUUUCCAAAAAUAACAAUUUAAUACAAAUGACUACAUUAGUAAUUUUAAGUAGGUAAUAUUGUAAGACAUUUUGAAGGAAAAUGUUAAAAACUUCACACUUUAAAUUUUGUUUUGUUGUAUUGAAAAUUCAGCACCUCCCAUACAUUUUUACCACCAAUUUUGUAAAUACAAAGACGAGACACA
Messenger RNA from Bicyclus anynana (squinting bush brown), 1295 nucleotides. It is a transcript of the gene robl, whose product is annotated as dynein light chain roadblock-type 2. Gene Ontology annotation, biological process: microtubule-based movement. Bases 499 to 792 code for a protein of 97 amino acids. The transcript has a single exon. Gene Ontology annotation, cellular component: cytoplasm; centrosome; cytoplasmic dynein complex. Gene Ontology annotation, molecular function: dynein intermediate chain binding. NCBI's taxonomy places the organism in Eukaryota, Metazoa, Arthropoda, Insecta, Lepidoptera, Nymphalidae. The record is from RefSeq and is a predicted model, not a curated record.